Molecule: messenger RNA, 1290 nt
Organism: Castor canadensis (American beaver)
Lineage: Eukaryota; Metazoa; Chordata; Mammalia; Rodentia; Castoridae
Source: RefSeq, a predicted model, not a curated record
GCUCCGCGGGGGCUAGAAGCCGGCUGUCCCUGCUCUGUGUCGCUUCCUCCCGCCGCCGUGGAGCUGGGGUCCCCUUUCGCCUGGGAGUUUUGUAGUCGCCUUGGAUCAGCGGUGACAUCCCAAAGAGCAGGCCCGGCAGCCGCCAUGGUGGCCAAGGAUUACCCCUUCUACCUCACGGUCAAGAGGGCCAACUGCAGCCUGGAGGUGUCCCCGGGCAGCGGCGCGGCCAAGGACGCCGAGGAACCUAGUAAUAAACGAGUCAAACCCCUUUCCAGAGUGACAUCACUAGCCAACCUCAUUCCACCUGUGAAGACCACACCGUUAAAGCGCUUCAGCCAAACUCUGCAGGUAACAAGGGCACAAUGGGCUUGUAAAUGUGUAGAAAGAGACAUCUUGUCCUACCCAGACUUCUGGUUUCAGAUUGACCUGAAUCAGUGCUUAUUUCAGUAAACCAGUGCAAGUGUGAAGACUGAAAGGAAGAAAAAUAUUUUCAAGUUGCAACCUAGAGUCAGUCAGAGUCAGAGCCAUUUCUCUUGGGUUUUUUUCUCACAAUCCUAUUUCCAAGGUAUGUGUUCUUCCCAGACGUGCUCUUGCAGGUUUUGUCCUCAAAUAUCUCUGGGAUCCUAAGGAAACAAGCACAUGAUGUAUGCUGCAGGGUAGCAGAACCUGGUAGCUUCAACCAAGUGUGAGACAAAAAUCCAGCCUGCCACCUGGGUUUUUAUGGCCUAUUAGCUAAGAAUGGUUUUUACUUUUUAAAGUGUUUGGGAGGAAAAAUGAGAUAUUUUUUAAUUUGUGAAAACAAUAUGAAAUUCAAACUUCCAUAGUAAAGUUUUGUUGGAACACAGCCAUGGCUGUGUUCACUUACUGUCUGUGGCUGCUUUUGAACCACAAUGACAGAGUUGAGUAGUUGUGACAGAAACCAUAUCGUUUACAAAACCGAAAAUAUUUACUAUCUGGUCCUUUACAGAAAAUGUUUGCUGACCCUUGUUUGAGGGUCUGGAAAGAUCUCGAUUCCAACUUUAGCUCUCCAUUUGAAAACUUUGUCACAUGAGUGACUUCUUAUCCUAGGUCUUGCUUUUAUUCCUUAUGGACAAAUUCGUCACAAGGUCACCAGUUCCUUUGUAGAAUCAUUGUAAAAAUUUAUCAGACAGUAGAUUCAGAGGGCCUGGUCUAGCAACCUGGCCUUUAGUUAGCCAUCAAUGAUUUUCUGAUAGUUAAGAAGUAAAUAAAUUGGCUACUAUAGUAAUUUUUUACUUAACAAGUGUUCAUAGUUGUUCUUUAAUUCCUGAU